UCCUAAACGCACUGACGCAAAACUCUCCUUCAAUAUUUCCCGCCAAAUAACGUCUCAUUUGAAAUAAAUGAUGUAUAUUGUCAUUGAUUUAUAACAGACUGGCACGUUUUGAAUAAAAUGUAGUGAAAAUGUGUUGCGCAAGGGUAUUUCUUGUAUUAUGUGUGUUUAUGUAUAUCAAAUGUCACGACCAGAGAGCAGAGCAGGGAUAUCCGAGUGGAUUAAUGUCAGUAUGUCCUGGUUCCACGAAGCCAGCGACUAUACCCAGGAGCCAGUUAAAAUACCUUAACUUCGUCGUCCAGGGUGCAACCAACCGGCAGAAGUACACUUAUUGGACCGCUAAAAAUAUUGCGAAAGAUCCAAGAAUAGAUUUUAGAAGAAUGACGUUGGUAGUAGCAAUCGGUUACUUGGACAGCACAAACUUCCCCAUAUCCAUGAUACUAACAAACGAAUAUAUAAGGAGAGGAUAUAAUGUCAUUCUUAUCGACAAUCAGAGAUUUGCUACUGUGCAUUACUUUUUAGCAACGCGCCUUAUGCGACCAGUCGGCAAACACGUAGCAGAAAUCCUUGCUACCCUCACACGUUCCGGCCUAGAUCCAACAAAACUAGAACUUCUAGGUUUCAGUCUAGGUGGCCAGACUGUCAGCUAUAUAGCUAAAAACUUCCAGCUUUUGACAGGACGAAACAUCUCUCGAAUAACUGCACUAGAACCAGCUGGGCCCUGUUUUAGAAAUCUUGGUCCGACAGAAAGAUUGGGAUCGACUAACGCUGACUUUGUCCAAGUUAUUCAUACGAAUAUUGACGGUUACGGUAUGGCAAAUAGGAUGGGCCAUGUCGAUUUUUAUGUGAAUGGUGGAGAAUAUCAGCCGGCUGACUUGAAUUUAUUUCCGUGUACGGCUACUUGCAGCCACUUUAGAGUGCUGGCUCUUUGGGCAGUCGCUGUACGGAAUCCAGAGAAGUUUAUCGCAAUAAAAUGCAAUACGAUUCAAGAAGCAAGGGAUGCUGAAUGUUAUAAAAAUAAAUUAGUGACAAAUGUUAUGGGCUUAGACGUCGACGUGAAGAAACAUGGUAUAUUUUUUUUGUCGACCAGUAAGAGUUAUCCGUUUUAUUUAGGAAAGGCUGGUAUUAAAAAGGAAUUUGCAGCUUGGAGACGUAUAAGCGAUAUAAAUGAUUCCAAUGAGACUGACAUUUAUACGUAGAUUACAAUGGUAAUAUUUUCGUUUUUAUAAUAACGUAUUGCUUUACAAAUUUACAAUAUCUAAAGUUUUUUAUUUGAAUAAAAAUAUCAAAAUAGAUGUCGCUAAUAUAAGAAAAAUAGUUUAAAACAGCGCCAUCUAUCGCGGUUAUAUUAAAUAUAAUUUACAAUUUGACUCAUAAGUCGCAUUGACGUAAAAUUGACAUUUGUGUGGAAAACCUUGACAGCCUUUCAAUUUUUCCUAGUCCUAAAAUGGUGCUCUAUUCUCGCGCUUUUCUUUCGAAAUUAAAUCAAUUUAACGUAAAAAUGAGUUAUAAUGUAGUAUAAUCAAAUAGCUGUGGUGCCGUGAUAUUAUUUAAAUUUGCAGUAUUAUUAAAUAUUAAUUAAAUUUUAUGUGAAAAUCCCCACAUCGCUUCAGAUCAAUUCCGUCUGUAAUAUUUAAGAUCUGAUUUGUUAUUUAAAGCGUCUUA
Pieris rapae (cabbage white) is the source of this 1662-nucleotide messenger RNA. RefSeq names its product pancreatic lipase-related protein 2. The record is from RefSeq and is a predicted model, not a curated record. The transcript has 4 exons. NCBI's taxonomy places the organism in Eukaryota, Metazoa, Arthropoda, Insecta, Lepidoptera, Pieridae. Gene Ontology annotation, molecular function: lipase activity. The coding region runs from base 129 to 1196 and encodes 355 amino acids.